UCUCCCGUGUGGCUGAUACACUGAGCCGCGCUGUCUCCGUAGCAGCAGCGGCGGCAGAGCGCAGUUCCCGACGCUUCGCUGUUCCUUCGCAGGCGGGAUGCACGUGGAGCUGACGACACGGCAGGGAUCGCUGCGCGGGAAGGUCGUGCUGUCCGCCAGGGGGCAGACCUACUUCAGCUUCCAGGGCAUUCCCUACGCCAAGCCACCACUCGGCGAACUAAGGUUCAAGCCGCCACAGCCCUGUGAUCCAUGGACCGGUAUCAGAGAUGCUACCAGAGAAGGAAAUAUGGCCCCUCAGUUCAGUCUCCUCGCAAACAAAUACCUGGGUGACGAAGAUUGUCUUUACCUGAACGUAUACACUCCAAAGCUGCCGACGAAGAGUAGAAGCGACAUGUUGCCGGUGAUGGUGUGGAUCCACGGCGGAGGCUACUCGCGCGGCUCCGGCAACACUGACGCCUAUGGCCCCGACUACCUGCUGCAGCAUGGAGUCCUCCUCGUCACCUUCAACUACCGCCUCGGUGCACUGGGAUUCAUGACGACAGGAGAUUCCGUGGUGCCAGGUAAUAUGGGUCUCAAAGAUAUGGUCAUGGCCUUGCGAUGGGUCCGUGAGAACAUCGCUAACUUUGGUGGCGAUCCCCACAACGUCACCAUAUUUGGAGAGAGCGCCGGCAGCAGGGCGUGCCACCUCAUGAUGCUGUCACCCAUGGCGAAAGGGCUGUUCCAGCGCGUGGUGUGCCAGAGCACGGUGUCGACCAGCGGCAGCCUGCGGGCGCCCGUGGCCGAGAGGACCCGACGGCUCGCGCUGCACCUGGGGCUGCCGGAGGGCGCUUCGGGCCGCGAGCUGGUCGCCUUCCUCAGGGACGUGCCCGCCAGGAUGCUCGUCGAGCAGGCGCCCUACGCGCGCUCCAAAGAGGAGACGAUCCUGCAGGAUGCGUUUCCCUUCUGGCCGACAGUGGAGCCUGAGGACGCAGAGGGUGGAGCCUUCAUCACGCAGGACCCAGAGGACAUCAUGGCCAGCGGGGACUACAAUGCAGUUCCUGCUAUCAUCGGUGUCAACUCUCAGGAGGGCUACAUCUACCUCAAAGAUCUUCUAGGUGACGUGGCAUCCAUUCGCGACCUCGACAACAACUUUCACCUGCUGGUACCGAAAACAGUAGCACCGACAGAAGAGCAACGUUCCGCAGUCGCGCGUCUCAUCAGGAGUUUCUACUUUGCGAACAAGCGUCUCGACGCCAGCACAUUGCGGCAAUACACACAGGUGCGUGGAGACGCGACGUACAUCUACCAGUGCUACAGGGCCGCUAGGAGGCAGGCCGAGACGUUCCCUGCUCAACCUGUAUACUUCUACUUCUUCAACGUUGACACUCGACUCAACUGGUUCAAAAGACUGUACGGGGCGCAGGAUUUUCCAGGUGCCAGCCACGCCGACGACAUUGGCUACUUGUUCCGUGUCAAUUCAUUUGCUUCUCACGUCGGCCCUGACUCUGUCGAGGGCAGAAUUAUUGCCAGGAUGACUAAACUGUGGACCAACUUUGCGAAGACAGGGAACCCCACACCUGUUCAAGGAGACCCUCUGCUGAGUGUCACGUGGCCAGCAGUCAGCACUCGUGAUCCCAGCCACUUGUACAUCAGCAACCACGGGCUCAGCAUUGAGAAAAAUCUGCUCAAACCGCGGAUGGACUUCUGGGACGGACUGUAUAACAAGAAAAACGGGCUAAUCUCCCGUCUGUAGUUUUUGAGACGUUUCAAAUCCUGGAACACUUACUUGGAUUUCUACCAACACGGAAAGAAGCCCUACGUCCAUUCCAAGAAAGACUGCAUGUAGCACUUAUUCAAAGAUUAUAAUUCCACUGUACAGAUAUGGAUUAACUCUAAGUGUAUGUUACUAUAGCCAUUCUGAUUAAAAAGAUGAACACGGGA
Schistocerca nitens (vagrant locust) is the source of this 1920-nucleotide messenger RNA. RefSeq names its product juvenile hormone esterase-like. NCBI's taxonomy places the organism in Eukaryota, Metazoa, Arthropoda, Insecta, Orthoptera, Acrididae. The transcript has 10 exons. The record is from RefSeq and is a predicted model, not a curated record. Bases 98 to 1732 code for a protein of 544 amino acids.